UGCAAGUAUUGAGGUACAGAGCAGUCAUGUUAAAGCCUAAAACAGUGGUUGCAAACCGUAAAUUUGCCGAAGAAGUGUAGUCAAAUUGUGAAGGAGUGGUUCUGGGAGCAUGAAGUUUUCAAAACAUGUAUUGGCCACCACAGAAACCUAGCACCAAUGAAAGUUUUUGGCAUGUGCUCGAGAAGACUUUAUGGGCUGCUUUGACUCUUGCAGCAGGAAUACAAGAUCUCAGCCAGACAAUUAAUGAAACUCUGGAUAUAAAGUGCUAUGACAUUGCAUAAACAAUGCUGAAACAAUGCCACAAUGUACGUGCAAAAUAAUCAAAACUUAUACAUCUCUCUUUCGUUUAAGUAUCCACCAACUUUGAUGCACACCUUGACUUGGCAAUUUUAUUUUACUUUUUCUGUCCUUAACAAGUCAAUUCACAAUACAAAGUCAUUACAAACCACCAACCUUCCUUUUUUGAAGCCAUUCCUUUGUGGUUAAAUUUGUAAUUUGGGUUGUUAUUGACCUAGCAGGUGAAUCUUCAUCUGUCUAACAGGAGCCAACAGGUUUUGUCUCAAUAUAGAUUUAGAUGUUUGUAUUUGGAGCUAUUCAUGAUUUCCUCUAUCUUGACUAGAGCCACAGUCUCAGCUAAAGUGAAGAAGCACCAUAGGACAAUGCUACUACCACCAUGUUUUACAAUGGAUAUGGUGUUCUUUGGCACACAAUGUGGUGACCAGUUCAAGAUUUCUCAAACUCCCAGAAACACUCUGCAACAUUUUGAGUCCUGAAAUAUGGCGUGCCAUCAGGGAAUAAAAACUACAUUGUUUUAUGUUCAUUCAGUACAUUCAGAUGUUCCUACAGAGGAGGCUCUGUUUCCAUGGUGAUGAGACCGAGGGACCACAUCUCACCCUCCCCUCUGUGGUCGCCCUGGAUUGGCUGUUGAGACAGAGCGCUCCGAAAGGCGCGACAUUUUUUCCCAUCAUGCCUUGUCCCAUUCAAGGCAUACAGAGUGAGCUGCUUCACACCAGGAAGUCAUGGCUAAGAGAAAUGCAUGGCACAUAUCAUUUCUCCACUGCUAUUACUCUCAGCUGUGAUGUGGGAGAUAGGAUAAAGAACCUCGUUGGCACACGGGGACAGCAUUAAAAGACAUGGAGAAUGCAAAUCCUCAAUACCCUCUGAAACGCAAGGUUCAGCAGAAGAAGGGACCAGUAGAGAUCAUUAGGACCAAACUGCACCAUCAACUGUCUUGUUCGCUUCCCAAAGUAAAAAGGACAUUAACGGACUUCUUUCCUUUUGUGCUAUGGCUGCCAAAAUACAAGUUCAAGGAAUAUGUGUGGGGUGACGUAAUGUCUGGUCUUAUAGUUGGGGUUAUUUUAGUGCCUCAAGCAAUUGCUUACUGUCUCCUUGCAGGAUUGGAGCCAAUUUAUGGUUUGUACACAUCCUUUUAUGCCAAUAUCAUCUACUUUUUUUUGGGCACAUCCAGGCACGUAUCUGUGGGUAUCUUCAGCCUCAUGAGUUUAAUGGUAGGACAGGUUGUAGACAGAGAGGUCUAUUUAGCAGGGUUUGAUUUGAGUGAGGACAGUAAGCAAAGCUCCAUGCAGACUGGAUGGAAUGGCACUGAAGAUAACCAAGAUACUGCAGUUAACUUCACCAUUGGGGCCUUCAGCAUGGAGUGUGGAAAGGAAUGCUAUGCUAUUAGCAUUGCAACAGCUUUAACAUUCCUUGCUGGAGUUUACCAGGUCCUGAUGGCUGUGUUUAGGCUUGGGUUUGUUUCAGUUUACCUUUCCGCACCUAUGCUGGAUGGCUUUGCCACUGGUGCCUCGUGCACCAUCCUGACAGUCCAAGCAAAGUAUCUGGUGGGACUGAAAAUCCCUCGUCAUCAGGGUUAUGGAACUGUCGUCGUGACAUGGAUUAAUAUUUUCAAGAACAUACAUAGGACCAACUUCUGCGAUAUGAUUACAAGUGCAAUUUGUAUCACUGUCCUACUAGCUGGGAAAGAACUCCAGGAUCGGUACAAGGACAGUCUAAAGAUACCUCUGCCUACUGAGCUGGUAGUAGUGGCCUUAGCGACAGUGGUUUCCCACUAUGCUGAUUUAAACAGUCUGUACAACUCAAGCAUCUCAGGUGCCAUUCCAACUGGUUUCAUUCCCCCAAAGGUUCCAGAUUUCGAACUAGUCCCAAGAGUAGCAGCUGAUGCCAUUCCAUUGGCUAUAAUCAGUUUUGCCUUCACUGUCUCCUUGUCAGAGAUGUUUGCUAAAAAGCAUGGCUACACGGUCAGGCCAAACCAGGAGAUGUUAGCAAUUGGCUUUUGUAACAUCAUCCCAUCAUUUUUCCACAGUUUCACCACAAGUGCUGCACUUGCCAAGACUAUGGUGAAAGACUCAACAGGUUGUCGAACACAAGUUUCAAGCGUGGUGAGCGCUUUCGUUGUGCUUUUGGUCCUUUUGUUUUUAGCACCAUUCUUUUACUCCCUGCAGAAAUGUGUCCUUGCCUGCAUCAUUAUUGUCAGUCUGAAAGGAGCCCUGCGGAAAUUCAGAGACCUUCCUAGACUUUGGCGCCUCAGCAGGAUUGAUGCGAUCGUCUGGAUGGUGACCAUGUGUUCAAGUGCUUUGAUCAGUGUAGAGAUUGGACUUGUGAUUGGAGUAGUCUUCUCUAUGAUCUGUGUCUUAGUGCAAACCCAACGUCCCAAGGCUUCGCUACUGGGCCAGAUCGAGGAUACUAAUCACUAUGAGGAUAUGGAUGACUAUGACCACCUUGUGAUUAUUCCAAAAGUAAAGAUUUUUCGCUUUCAGGCUCCACUUUAUUAUGCAAACAGGGACUUCUUUUUGAAGUCUUUAUUCAAAGCAGUUGAACUUGAGCCAUUUCUUGAAAAAAACAGAAGGAGAAAACUAGAGAAAAAAGCAAAAGCCAGGACUGCAAAGCAGACAGACAAUGAAAAUGGUGAUGUUAGUUUAAGUUUAGUAGCAAGUGAAGUAGAUUUCCACACCAUAAUCCUUGACUGUUCUUCUGUCCCUUUUAUUGAUACUACAGGUAUUACCACUUUGAAAGACACAAUAAAAGAAUAUAAAGAGGUUGGUGUAAAUGUCAUCCUGGCAUGUUGCAACACAACAGUUUUAGAUAUUUUAAGAAGAGGUUCUUUCUUCGGAUCUGAUGAUAAAGACAUUAAUACACGGUCAUUCCACAACCUUCAUAGUGCAGUUUCUUUUGCCACAAACUUUGCUGCACAAGCAGAUGACACUACAUCAGUGUGAGGGGAGUAAAAUCUGAUUCAGUGCCGCUUAAUAUUAAUAAGAUACUCAAUACUAUUAUUUUAAAAAAUAAAAAUUAAAUUCUUUUUUUACAUCAUACAUGAUUAGUUGCAGAAGAUUGCAGCAUUAACUAUGUAAUUUUUAACCUUAUACAGAAAUUCACACUGUACACAAAUUCAUCAGAUUUUGCAUUUUCUUUUAUUGUAAGACAGUGCUAUUGUUACUGUAUGUACUUAUACCACAUUCAUAUAAUGUGGAAGAAUAGAAAAAGUUACCAUUGGUCCCACUUGAAAUCAUUUAUGUAUUGCCGUUAUUUAACUGAUUUUUUUAUAUACAUUUGAUAGCAUUAGCAUACAUUUGUGUUAAUGUGUAAUAAGUGCAUAUUGUGUUUCAUUUAAUAGACCAAAAUAGGGUGCAGUUUGCUAAUUGUAAUUCAUAAUGAGAUUAAAUAAUGACUAAAAUGUCUUAUUUUGGAUGUGUGACAUGUUUAUGUCGGCCAUUGCAGCAAACAGAAAAAUCAGGGCUAUCAAAGCUUCCAAAGCUUUAAAUUGUUACUCAAAGGUUGUCAUGUAGUGUCACAGUUGGGAAUUAAAUGUUUUUUCAUACAAUGUGAAUCCAGCAUUAACUAACUCUUAAGAAUGCAACUAAUGUGAAUUUUGUAUUAAUAAAUUUGAUUGAUUUUUCUUA
Molecule: messenger RNA, 3920 nt
Organism: Clarias gariepinus (North African catfish)
Lineage: Eukaryota; Metazoa; Chordata; Actinopteri; Siluriformes; Clariidae
Gene: slc26a1
Product: solute carrier family 26 member 1
Exons: 5
Coding region: 1134-3236 (700 amino acids)
Biological process (GO): transmembrane transport
Cellular component (GO): membrane
Molecular function (GO): oxalate transmembrane transporter activity; secondary active sulfate transmembrane transporter activity; bicarbonate transmembrane transporter activity
Source: RefSeq, a predicted model, not a curated record